This is a messenger RNA of Hydra vulgaris (swiftwater hydra), 870 nucleotides long. RefSeq lists its product as uncharacterized. Lineage: Eukaryota; Metazoa; Cnidaria; Hydrozoa; Anthoathecata; Hydridae. The record is from RefSeq and is a predicted model, not a curated record.
AAUGUACGCAUGAAUAAUUAAGUUUGUUUUGGAAAAUUUUAUUGCGGAUUUUUGACGAUUUUAUAAAAAGUGAAGCUUCAUAUUAAUUAGAAACCAAAGAUUUCGUUACAAUUUGAAUAAGAUGUCUCGACCAAUUUUACUCUAUUUUGAAGUUUACAUAUGUUUUUGCGUUUUGGUGAAAACUGUAACAACUUUUAUACAGAAAAACUACGCUGUGAAUACAUGCGUCCGAGAUCACACUGUCCUUGAACUUUUUAUUGCUUCGACCUUGAGAUAUUCCUUUUCAAAUAAUCCUCCAGUUUGCUCAUAUAAUAGUUCAAUCUCACCUGAUAUUACAACUACCUCAAAGAGAUUUUCUCAAAAGAGUUUUGAUGAUGUACACUUUGGUAUCAAUAGCUUUUCAAAUAAAAAAUUGAUGCGUAAAAAAAGACAAACGCUUACUUGGAGAACACCGGAUGGAAUGCCACCAGGAACAUCUAUUGCUUUUUGCAACUCUAGUAAUUGUUGCAUACCUAAAAAAACGCUGAAUGUUGAUGGCACCACUUACAAUCUUUGUAGAGAAUGUGUUCAUGUUAUAACUCUUCCAGCGAGUUAUUCACCACGUAUUCACAAUUACGUAACGUGCCAAGACACAGACUAUUAUGAGACCUGUUUGACUGGCGAAGGUUCGUGUACAACAAAUACACUCCCUACAACAGUUAGUUUUCAAAACCAAACAGUGACGUUUAUGUUUGGAAAAUCGUGUUCGUGUGAAAUUCGUACUGACUCAAUAUUUGCAGAUUUUAUUUAAGUUUUUAUUUGUAUUAUUUGCAGAUUUUGCUGUAAGUUUUUUUUUAUAUUAAAUGUAAGCAUAUUUAAAAAAACUUUAAA